Messenger RNA from Mesocestoides corti, 8631 nucleotides. The record is from the annotation of a GenBank genome assembly. NCBI's taxonomy places the organism in Eukaryota, Metazoa, Platyhelminthes, Cestoda, Cyclophyllidea, Mesocestoididae.
AUGCCGAACUUCCAGUUUGAUGAAAAUCUUACAGAAUUGUGCCCUGAAACACGCCUGAACUUGUGCAGAUUUCUUCAAAAUGCGCCUAUCAAGAACAUGCUUUUAAAGGACGGGCGUCGCAUUACUGACGCUGCCGUUUGGAAUGAAAUCAGUAAAGAGUUAAUAAUUCCAGCAAUGAACGAUGAUAAUGGUCGAACUUUUUCCCUAAUCCAAGCUUGUUUAAAGAACGAUGAAGAAACGGUUAAGUCAUUUCUAACCUCUGCUGAAUGCGACAUCAAUGACAUUGGAGUUGAUGGAGAGACAACCUUAGCUCGUGCUGUCGCCAAAAACUCUGUUCCCAUCGUAGAGCUUCUGUUGCAGCGCGGUGCUGACCCUAAUAUGAAGGAGAAGAAGAUCGAGUCUACUCCACUUAUCGAAGCAGCUAAGGAGGGCUUUGAUUGUGUUGUAAAACUGCUUCUCCAAUAUGGUGCCUCUGUUUCUCAAACCACCAACACCGGCUACACAGCGCUUCAUUACGCAGCCGCAAACGGUCAUCUCGAGUGUGUUAAGCUUCUGCUAGAACAUGGUAGCCCAUUAGAAGAGCAGAAUGAAAACGGCCACACGCCUCUGAUGGAGGCUACGAGUAACGGCCACAUCGAGGUCGCCCGGUGCCUUAUUGAACACGGCGCGAACAUAAAUACUCACUCCACGGAGUUUAAGGAAUCAGCGCUAACUCUAGCCAGUUACAAGGGUCACGCGGAAAUGGUGAAGUUUCUGCUAGACGCUGGAGCCUCCCACGAGCACCGCACGGAUGAGAUGCACACGGCGCUCAUGGAGGCCGCCAUGGAGGGUCAUGUGGAGGUGGCGAAACUCCUUCUCGCCCACGGCGCCAACGUCAACAUCCCCCAGGACAGCUUUGAGUCUCCGCUCACUCUGGCUGCCUGUGGCGGCCACACUGAGCUUGUGCACCUCCUCAUCGGUUACGAGGCUGACAUCGAAGAGGUCAACGACGAGGGCUACACUCCGCUCAUGGAGGCUGCCAGGGAGGGCCACGAGGAUACUGUCGCUGUGCUUCUGGCUGCUGUGUCCAAACGCUAUUACCACGAUGACUCGAUCCAGGCUGCAAUGUUCAUUAACGCUUGCAUUAUUAUAAUUUCAGGUGCUGACGUGAAUGCCAAGACAGAGGAAACUCAGGAGACGGCCUUGACUCUCGCCGCCUGCGGUGGUUUCAUCGAGGUCUGCGAGAUGCUCCUGAAGGCUGGCGCAGACAUAGAAGUCGGCAACACUGGAUGCUCUACCCCGCUCAUGGAAGCCGCGCAGGAGGGCCACUUGGAGCUAGUUCGCCGUCUGCUCCACCAGGGGGCUAAUGUCAAUUCCAUCACAACCUCGGGUGACACGGCGCUGCACUACGCCGCAGAGAACGGUCACGUGAAGGUCUGCAAAGAGCUGCUCAACUGGGGUGCCACCUUGGGCCAGCCUCUGGUCAUCGAGGGCUGCAAGACACCCCUCAUGAAGGCCGCUCGUUCCGGACACCUCGAGGUGGUGCAGCUGCUCGUUGAAUGGGGCUUCUCUGUCAACCAGCCGACCAGUCAAAACGAGGCCACCGCGCUCUCCUUGGCGUGCAACGGUGGACACGUUCAGGUGGUUGAGUAUCUGUUGAAGAAUGGCGCUAAUCCGCACUACGAACUUCGCGACGGUUGCACCAUGCUGAUUGAAGCAGCGCGGUCCGGUUCACCCGCUGUUCUCCGCAUGAUCCUCGACUACCCCAAGAGCCUCUCCAUGCCCAUGCCGACGGUUCAUCCUCCUCCUCCACCUCCGCCGUUGCCACAGCAACCGACACAGCACCCCCAAUUGCAGAACGGCAGUCCCGGCAUCGCCGUGGUGUCGCCCCAACUCGGAGAGGCUGCUUCUGCGGUGAUGCACCAGCACGCCGCUGCGGCCGCCGCCGUGGCCAUCCACCAACAACAGCAACGCGCGGGUCUAGCCGUGCGCCAGGCCCUCAGCGCCCACCCGCCACACCACCCGCAGCUGAAGGAGGCUCUGGCCAACGCCUACGCGGCCGGCUGGGCCGAUGGAGCCGCAUCGCGCGCACAGCAGUCUCCCCUGGCGUCCCAAUCUCUUGCCGGUGAACCACAAGCCGGUGCCUCGGAGAAGACGAAGGAGAAGGGCCAGGUUAAGCCCUCGAAAGCCACCACCACCUCCUCCUCAUCCGAGAAGCCAAGUGCUCGACCGCAACAGUUGGCGUCGACGGCGACCGCAGCAACGACCUCCACGAUGGAGGCUCUGGCUGUUGGCGAGGAAACCACCAUCGACAGCAUCGGUGAUCUGUCGCACGCCGCAUGCACCGAUGAACUCAGCUCUAGGCUAAUGGCUCUCUUCCACGACUGGAAGGGUGACAGCACAGAGUUUCUGCAUCGCCUCGGCACAGUCAUGACUUGUCCAAUCAACGCCGUCCGCGCGGCCGGCCGUCAGCCCUCCGACAGCCAGGACGCCUCCGUUGCAGCCGCUGCCUUCACCAAUCUCCAGCGCCUCAUGAAGUGCGCAGCCGCGGCCGGCGGUGGUGGUUCUGCCACGGCGUGCGGCACCGGCGACCUGAUGGAGGUGUGCCAGGCGGCUGUGCGCGAUCUCUUCGCUCCGCCUCCACCACCGCCGCCGACGAAUACGUCGUCUCCCACGACUACGGCGUCGCCGUCUUUUGCGUCCUCGUCGUCACUGUCUGGCAGCGGGGGUGGCGGUGGUGCCGGGUCGACAAGGAGCUCGGCUAGCAGCAGUUCAAGCACCACCAGCAGCAGCAGCAGCGGUAGCAGCAGCGUUCUCAGCUCCUCCACGCAGCUCAUUGACACACCGUCCAUCGUUGGUCCACCGAAUGCGGCCUACUAUCAGCAGGUCCGGCCUGUCGCCAAAGGAGCCUGUGAAGAUGUAGCCACCUGUCCCCUGGAGGUAGCACAUUCGUUGGCACAAGCCAUCACGCUGUCGUCGCCAAGCGUUGUGCCGCCCUGCCAGCGAUCGUCUGGAGCAACAGCACCGCCACCUCCACCGCCAUCACAACAGGGCCUGACGCCGACUGUGGGUCCAGCGCUGUACGAUCAGCUGAUGAGUUGUGCGGCAGCGGCGGUUGCGGCAACACCCCAGCCCCCGCCGCCGCCUCCACCGACCGUCCAGUCGAGCGCUGGAGCAAUCAACCAACAGAUGGACAUCAACGCGUGCAUCGAGUCCUCCAUGGAGUCCGCGCUGACGCUGGCCUGCAGCGGUGGUUUUGUCGAUCUGGCGCGUCUCCUGCUGGACCGGGGCGCGGACAAGGAGCACCGGGACAAGAAGUCGCACACCCCCCUGCACACUGCCGUGUACGCCAACCAGCGCCAAAUCGUCUCCCUGCUGCUCGACUACGGCGCCGACAUUGAGGCUCAAGUGGAGCGCACCAAGGACACUGCUCUGUCAAUCGCCUGUUCACACGGACGCCUGGAGUCACACCAGGCGAGAGCAUGUUUCCGCGAGCGUCGUCGAGUUGCAACGUGGCUUUUUUUCUGUCUUUCCCACCAGAUUACCGAAGACCUUUUGAACCGCGGGGCGAACAAGGAGCACCGCAACUUCUCCGACUACACGCCGCUGAGUCUGGCUGCGUCGGGCGGCUUCGUGGACGUCAUCCAACUGCUGCUGCGCCACGGCGCCGAGAUCAACUCGCGCACCGGCUCGAAGCUGGGCAUCUCGCCGCUCAUGCUCGCCUCCAUGAACGGCUACACCGACGCGGUGCGCGUCCUGCUGGAGCACGGCUCUGACAUCAACGCGCAGAUCGAGACCAAUCGCAACACCGCCCUGACGCUAGCCUGUUUCCAGGGGCAACACGAGGUCGUGAAGUUGCUGGUCGAGCGCAAGGCCAACAUCGAGCACCGCGCCAAGACCGGCCUCACUCCGCUCAUGGAGGCCGCGUCGGGCAACCACGUCAAGGUCGGCUACAUCCUGCUGGAGCACGGCGCUGACGUGAACGCCCUGCCUGUGCUCAGUUCGAGGGACACUGCGUUGACAAUCGCCGCGGACAAGGGGAAGACGGAGUUUGUCAAUCUCUUGCUUAACCACGGUGCCGUUGUUGAAGCUCGCAACAAGAAGGGCGCAACCUCAUUGUGGCUGGCUUGCAACGCAACUCGGUCGCUGCGUCACACCACGUGGACACGGAGGCACGCUAAUCGGGUGUAUUUCCGCAUUUCAGGUGGCCACCUGGAUGUUGUCGAGAGUCUGAUCUCGGCACACGCCGACGUAAACAGCCAGGACAAUCGAAAGGUCAGCUGCCUCAUGGCGGCGUUCCGCAAGGGUCACGUCAAGGUGGUCAGCUUGCUGGUGCAACACGUCACCCAAUUCCCCUCUGACAAGGAUUGUCUGCGCCACAUCAAGGUCAUCGCGACAGACAAGCGAACACAGGGUGAACGGCUCCUGCGCUGUGGCACUGUUCUGUUUGCAACUUCGAUGAUCAACUUCUUCCGCCUCGAUUGGUGCUUUCGUCGAAGUGCAGUGGCCUUUCUUCCCUACCUACUAUUCCGCAGUUUUCCGCGAACCAACGGUACCAGUCCCGACACCCUCACCCUCCGAUCAUCCGUCGAAGGGUCUCGCACUAGGACUCGUCUUUUCUCCACACCGCAUGAAGUCACCAUGCUGACCCAUCGACUGUCCGCAGCCACAGCGAAAAAACCACCAUCGGAUUACCUUUAUCCACCACCAAAUUUGGUCCAAUCCAAGCUGGAUGCUCUCCCACCUAUUCUCCCUAAUCCCGAGGAUGUGUGUGUGGAUGGCAUCGACCCGAGUCAGAACCUAGGGAUGCUUCUCGGUAUUGAUCCGAUCCCAUCGUCUAUUUCACCCCCCUUACUAAGUGUCCCCCUCAGGAAUGUCGAUUUUGACGAGCUAGCCGAGCGGUGCCAGCAGUGCCGGAAGAUCAUCUCCGCAGCCAAGGAGAAACAGGAGGGCGAGGCGCGCAAGAACGCCGACGUGCUGCUUGAGCAGAUCGAACAGGAGGAGGAGGAGCGCGCGAACAAGGAGGCCAUGCAGGCGCGCAAACGCGAGCGGAAGAGGAACAAGCGCAAGGCAAAACAGGAGAGCGCGGCCCUCGCCGCUGCUGCCGCCGAGGCCGCGAAAGUGAAGACGACGACGACGGUAACGUCCGGUGGCGUUGAUGGCAGUGCUGAUGAAUCGGUCGUGUCGAAGAAGGCCAUCUCGAAAACCGCGGAUGCUCAUUCUGCCGCGAAACUGGCGUCCAACGAGUCGCCCGAUCCCUCAUCAACCUCAUCAGACCAACCAGCCGCCGCACCGGUGAAGAAAAAGGGCAAACACCAAUCACUGGCGCAAGUUGAGCCCCAGACCAAACCGGACUCCGAAAGGGAGGCUGAAUUGGCUAAGAGUCUGCAGUCGGCGCAGGUUACCGAGUCGAAGCGGGAGAAACACCGGACGAAGAAGCAGGCCCAGCGAACCUCCAAACGCACUGAAGUUGCCAACGCGGCACCGGCAGCGGGAGCCGCGUCGCCGUCUCGCGAGACCGCGGCAAUGGCCUCUCCACCUGCUAGCGUCGCGAGUUGCGAUCCACCGGCGUCUUUCGACUGCGAAGCCGCCUACUGGGAUCCCACACCGUUCGAGCACUCUCCUGACGCUGGCUCUGUCGGCAACAACAGCGAAUGGCUCGUCGUUCAGCCCGCCAGUAGCAACCGGAGCCAUCGAUCCGCAGCGGCCAACCAAUCGGACGCUCCAUCGUCUUCCGCGACCACCGACUGGAAGACAACUGGGCCCUCCGGUUCGGGGAGCUCAGCUAAACGAAAAGUCGCCCUCUCCGUUUCAAAACACGACAUCGGAAAGAUCAUUGGACAAGGUGGUGCUGUUGUUAGCGCCCUACGUAACAUGUCCGGCAUCCAGAUCGAUAUUGAGAGCGCGCGAGGUGACGAGGUAACCGAGAGGAUGGUGUACUUGCGGGGUCCUGCCGACACCGUCCAGCGGACCUAUCAAAUCAUCCAGGAUCUGCUGAGUGGUGCUCUGGCCGGCAACGAGGUCAUCGCGAAGUCCAAGUCCUCGAAGUUGAGUCAAAGUCUGGGCUUUCCUGCGCCGUUUUCAACUUCCUCGUCCGUUUCCACACGCACCGGAAGCACAACUUCCCGGAGGACAGCAGGCAAUGGAACUGCUUCGAAGAUCCCUUCUCUUCAAAGUCUACCCACUCCACAACCUCUCAUGGCGAAGCUGGCCACUCCACUCACCCUGAAGGCUUCAACCUCCAACAAUAGUAAUGUCGCCAAGAUUGGCGCCACGUCCAAUUCCUGGGUUGGGACAAGAGCGCCCAUACAGAAAGGCAACUUUGCCUCGGUGGCUGCUGCUGGCGUUUUUCCAACCACACAAGCAAAAGAUACCAAGAAGGGCAAAUCUACUGCUCCCGUGGCCGCUCCUUCUACCUCACAGCCCCCACUAGGCACUCCAGUCUCCCUCCUAGCGGUUACUAUUGCUGCGCUUACAAGUACCUCCACGAAUAACUCCGUGUUCUCCACCGCACCUGUCACUAUUCUCGAUGACCAGAGCUUUCCACCGCUCUCAACCUCCACCACUUCAUUCACACCCACUGUUUCCACCAGCAAGCCUCCGGACUCGCCGCCUCGCAAAAUGAGUCUGCCCACGCCACAGUCCGAGGAGCAGCCCGUUUCGACGUCUUUGGGUCCACUUCCCACUGCCAUCGUCGAGAAGCCCCAAGCGCAAACUCCUGUAGAGCCAUUGGUUGGUGGAUCGUCGGUCGAAACGCCGCUGCCACAGGCCCAAAAGUCCACGCCGGUAUCGCGGACUCCAGUUGCUCCGAUUGGGUCCUCGCGUCCCUUCGCUCGAGCCCCUGGCUCGGAGAGGAGCGCCAACCGUCACGCUGGGGCUGCUGCUGCUACCACGGCCUUCAUCACCCCAGUCAUUACGAGCCUGACCGAUUCAGCUGGAGGCUCAGCGGUGACUCCCACGAAGCGGGUGUCCGUGAGUUCAGCAUUCGGCAACGAGUCCCUCUUCAGCACCCCGUCUGAGGCACCUACUUCGAUCAAUUCGGCACCAAGUCAGCCACAGGCGUCGACUCAGCCCACCGACAGCCUUGAUUCGCUCUUUGCGACCUCCCAGCACCCGACACUGCAGCAUCAGCCACCAUCGAGUCAGUUUGAUUCCGCGUCCUCACACGGCAUGUGGUCAGACUUCAGUGCCAACGGAACUGACAGCGCAUUCGGUGGGGGCGGUUCCUAUGACUACACAGCUCCCACCCCUAAUUACGCACACUUGCUUCAAAAUACCAUGAGUAUGCGCAAUUUCGACAGCACCUCGUCCACAAUCGACGACCAGCCGCUGACCCCGCUGUUCCCAUCCCACCUGCAGUCGAGCUACAGGUUGUCGCAGCAGACCGGUAACAACCCCAAACUCAAUGGUGCGCCACCCUCGGAGGCCUACGCCGCAGCAUUUUCGGCUGCUGCUGCUGUCGCUGGACACGGCAACGCCUUUCCACAGCGUGACUUCUCGUUAUUCAAUGGUCUGGCUAACGGUGGCACCACCCCGGCCCCCUCUGCCGCAGCCUCCGCCGCCGCCUCUGGAAACACCACCUCUAGCGCCUACCUUCCCUCAAGGUUGAAUCCGGUGCAUCAACAGUUGGUUCAGUCGCAAAACCUCCACACGAAGUCUCAACAGGCCUACAUGCAUCACCACCAGUCCUUCGGUUUGGGAUUGUCGUCCUCGCAACAGCCGGUUGAUCAGAGCUGCUACCUCGGCGGAAGCGGACAGCCAUAUCCGGGUGGCGGUCCUUCCAAUUACGGCUUCCCUUCCGUUGCCAUGGCGACCGGAGGAGGAGGUGGAUCUCCUGCAGUUCAGCAGCCGCCUCACCCACAACCCACUCCGAUUGGAGCUGAACGGCGACGCUGCCAUCAGGCGUCAGUUGCUUCGUCCUCCGUUGUGCCCAGCAGCAGUGCCUCCAUGGCGACUGUCGGCACGAAUCAGUCGCCGUUUAGCGGUGGCGGCGGAGGCGGCGGCGGUCAAAGUGCCGUGGCCGCCGCUGCCGCCAAUCAGGCUCUCAUGGCUCUCCUGAUGCAACAGCAGCAACAGCAACAGCAGCAGUCUAAUCAAGAUCCUUCCGGUUCAAACGCUUCCUGGUCCACCCCUCUCCACCACCAAAGCCCUCAUCCCGCCUUCUGGUCACAAAACGUUGGAGGUGGUCUGGGUGUAUCGGGCGGACCAAGUCACCAGCAACAGCAGCAGCAGUCCCUCAUGGCGAGCACAGCUGCCGCGGUCGCAGCCUUGGCCAAUCUCUGUCCCUGGCCGAACCAAUCAGCGCCCGGUGGCGGCGGCGGCGCCAGCGCGAAUCCCGCCGGACUGAACAACGGAGGGACCAAUUGGAUGAUGCCGCCAGCUUUUCCGCCUUCUCAGCCCAAUUUUCCGCCUCAAAUCCGACCACAACAGCAACAACAACAGCAGAUGACGUCAUUGAGUGGUGCAAACACCAGCGGCGGUGGUGGUGGUGGUGUGGGGUGCAAUCCCAGCGCCACAUCGAUGCCCCCCUCCAGCUCAGCAGGCGAUGAGCAGCAGCAGCAGGCCCUUUGGCACUAUGCAGGAACAAGCACACUAAAACUCGCCUUCCGAAUCAACGUCAAACCAGUUGAUUGGAUGCCGGUCGACCAAUGA